Molecule: messenger RNA, 458 nt
Organism: Diceros bicornis minor
Lineage: Eukaryota; Metazoa; Chordata; Mammalia; Perissodactyla; Rhinocerotidae
Product: cytochrome b-c1 complex subunit 8
Exons: 3
Coding region: 90-338 (82 amino acids)
Biological process (GO): mitochondrial electron transport, ubiquinol to cytochrome c
Source: RefSeq, a predicted model, not a curated record
GCGGCUUCCGACCCUGCCGGAAGUGGCGGCCCAAGGCUGGUGGAUCCCGGGGCUUUGGAGGGCGAGGUGACCCCGGCGCCACCGCCACCAUGGGCCUCGAGUUCGGGAAUCUGAUACGGAUGCGGCAUGUGAUCACCUACAGCUUGUCGCCCUUCGAGCAGCGCGCUUUCCCGCACUACUUCAGCAAGGGCAUCCCCAACAUGCUGCGCCGCACGCGGGCGUGCAUCCUUCGCGUCGCGCCGCCAUUUGUAGCGUUUUAUCUUGUCUACACAUGGGGGACCGAGGAGUUUGAGAAAUCUAAGAGAAAGAAUCCAGCUGCCUACGAAAAUGACAAAUGAACAGCUCAUCUGGAUAAUGGUUCCCUGUCUCUGAAAGACCUUUCUUUGGGACUGGAGUCUGUAUUGUAGUGUCUUGAAGAUACAAUAAACUUCUUAUGGGCUGCAGUCUUAUGAUUUUGA